Uncinocarpus reesii 1704 is the source of this 720-nucleotide messenger RNA. RefSeq names its product peptidyl-prolyl cis-trans isomerase. The record is from RefSeq and is a predicted model, not a curated record. Gene Ontology annotation, molecular function: peptidyl-prolyl cis-trans isomerase activity. The coding region runs from base 1 to 720 and encodes 239 amino acids. The transcript is spliced from 4 exons. Gene Ontology annotation, biological process: protein folding; protein peptidyl-prolyl isomerization. NCBI's taxonomy places the organism in Eukaryota, Fungi, Ascomycota, Eurotiomycetes, Onygenales, Onygenaceae.
AUGCCCCUCCUUGCGCGUUGCCCCACUUUGCUGGCUGCUACCCCGCCUCUCUUCUCUUCUUCUACAAGUGCUGCUCUCUCCCGCUCUCUUCCUCGCUCUUUUUCUUCUUCUUCCUCCCUCCGUUCAAUCUGCCGUCCUUCCAUCAAUCUCGCAUCCAAGUCAAAUACCCAAUUCCUUCGCAGCUUUCACGCUUCGUCCGCAGCCAUGACGAUCAAGACUUUCUUCGACAUUAAAUAUACCGACCCCUCGGGUCAGGAGAAGACCGAGCGUGUCACCUUCAACCUCUUUGACGAGGACGUCCCAAGAACUGCUGAGAACUUCCGUGCUCUCUGCACUGGUGAGAAGGGCUUCGGAUACAAGGGCUCCUCUUUCCACAGAAUCAUCCCCCGCUUCAUGCUUCAGGGCGGAGACUUCACCCGUGGCAAUGGCACUGGCGGCAAGUCCAUUUACGGUGACAAGUUCGCCGAUGAGAACUUCAAGCGCACCCACACCGGCCCUGGUAUCCUCUCCAUGGCAAAUGCUGGGCCCAACACCAAUGGCUCUCAAUUCUUCAUCACAACCGAAAAGACUUCAUGGCUUGAUGGCAAGCACGUCGUUUUCGGUGAGGUCGCCGAUGAGGCUUCCAUGAAGACCGUUAUGGCCAUUGAGAAGACUGGAAGCAGCUCUGGUGCCAUCACCACCAGAACCAAGCCCACCAUUGUCGACUGCGGCCAGCUCUAA